Molecule: messenger RNA, 1923 nt
Organism: Funneliformis geosporum
Lineage: Eukaryota; Fungi; Glomeromycota; Glomeromycetes; Glomerales; Glomeraceae
Source: the annotation of a GenBank genome assembly
AUGGCCGACAAAUUACAUGAAUAUUUUAAACGCAAUUCUUCUGAAUGGUGUAUUACAGGUUUUCUUAACGAAUGUAAGAUAGAGCCUUUUGAGCGUAAGAUAAACCAGUACCUAAGAUGUCUUGAUAAAAUUGUUGACGAGAAAGACAAGAGGAAGGAAAGAGCAAAGGUAUUACUUAGAGCAUACAGAGAGGCAAGCCAUUCGCCGAUUCAAAGGCCAUUCGCCGAGCCACAAAACCAAUGCUGGAGCACAGGUGACCCACUCGGUUGUCUGAUGUUAAAAGGCCACUCGCCGAGCUGGCAUUGGACCACUAGGGUACAGGAUCCUCAAACAGAUCGAAAAAAAGCGAGAAAGUGGGAAAAGGAACGUUUGCGCAAGCAGGUGAUAGUGAACCAGCCGAAAAUUACGGACAUCAACGGAAAUAUGAUUGGAAAUAUGGGGACGAUAACUGGUGGAUCGUUAGUUGUUGGAUCAAAAAGAGAAGUGGAAGAGGAUUUGAAUAACAAGAUCGACAACUUCUUUCAAAGUCCUUCCGUACGACAAUCAUCCAAUUUGUUUGGGGAAGUAGAACAAGACAUUUCCAACGAAACAGACAACGAGAAGGACGAGAUUAUUUAUCGGACAGAAAAACAUAGGCGAGAUGAGUCUCCUUAUUGCCUUAAUUGUGACGCAAAGAUUAAUAUCUCUAUCUUUAGAUUUUGUCCAUUCUGCGGAACUAAUAUUGUAUCGUCUGAAGAUGAACCAUCACUUGAUUAUGAUGAUGCGGGUGAGGAAAAUGAUACAAGUGAUAGGGACGAAGAAGAUGAUACUCCCCCAAAAGUCGAUAAGGUUGCCUAUCGCUUGGCUUAUGAUGCUAUCCCAGACACUUCGAAGUUGCGGUUGAGCACAGGCAAAAUAGUGGAGGAUGUUCUCUUCGAAUUUGCCAAGGAGAUGGACUAUGAACAUCAUGCCCAUUCAUACAUUGUUGACUUUGACGAUGAGGAUAUCAAAGCGUUAUUUGACGAGGAGGAGUGGAAAGAAUUAACAAAAGAUCCAAUAGGGAUUCCACCAGUUCCACAUGAGAUUGCAAAAGAGCUAACGAAGUACGGAAAAAAUACUUUAAAGGAGUUACGUGCCGUAGUAAUGGCGCCAUACCUUAAAGAGAAGGAAGAAUAUGAUGUUAACAAACAUUACGAACAAGAAUGGAUCCAAAUGGCCUUGCGAACACUUUGCAACCUGUAUGAAAAUGUGGUUGCUCCAUUAAUUAGGAGCCAAUAUGAAGAUUGGUUCACGGUCGCGCUUUUUGGAACGUGCAUUGAUUUCUGUAUUAGGGACAUCCAACUAGGCACCGACAUUAAAAGAACCGAUGCGCCAUCACUGAGUAGUGCAAACAGGAAGAACCGAUGUCGAAAAGCAAAUACACGUACAAGAAAGCUCACCGGUCGCAAAAUUGACGGGAUAAUAUAUACCGUUGACAAACUUUUUGAAGUUGGAGCCAUCGAAGGAGCAAGAUCCUAUUCAGGUGCUUCAGACCAGAAGUAUCUUCUCGAGACAUUCAAGAUGCCGAAGACUCUUCGCGACAUGUAUGCUGAUCUAAUGAGGGCCGUAGAUUAUGAUGAUAAGAAAGCAAAUAAAAUUCAAGUAAUUGGCAUUUUACAUCUUGGGUUAUGGAUUCAAUUUGCUAGGUUAUGGCGUGCUGGUGGGUCGAUUUGCAUUUUUCGCAAGGAUCCUCUAUCUCAUAAUGUAGAUAGCAAGUUUUCAGAAAUGGGAGUAAGAUCCUUUCUCAAGCUCCUAGUAUCAAUUUAUCAGCAUAAGGUCAGAAAAAAUUUUUUAUUCUUUUGGUUAUUGUUCCAUUUCACUUCAGCUUCCUAUUCAUUGUGUUUCGUUUUCACAGAUUAUCAUAAAGGACAACCUGCAAGUCCUGAACAUUCGGAGCAGUAUUAA